Molecule: messenger RNA, 3111 nt
Organism: Penicillium cinerascens
Lineage: Eukaryota; Fungi; Ascomycota; Eurotiomycetes; Eurotiales; Aspergillaceae
Exons: 7
Coding region: 1-3111 (1036 amino acids)
Source: RefSeq, a predicted model, not a curated record
AUGGGCUCAGCGCCCUAUGACCCAUCCAGCAAAGGGCAACCUCUGCUAAUGCAGCGCCCCCAAAACUCGGGGAUCGAUAUGACUGGCUUCUCGUUUGCAAAGCCUGCUGCCAAACACAAAGGCUUUUUGUUGCCACCCUCUUCCAAGCAAGGCUUGAUCAAUCUUAAUUCAACCUGGGCUGCAGGUACAGUCGAAGGUCAACAUAAGGGCAGCGGACAGGAUGAACAGUUGCGUACACCAAAGACCCUGCGACAUGCCGAGCCUGAGCCUCAACGUCUCGAAAGCUUCGGUGAGGACGGUACACCACACUGGGAGCAACGUGAUACUUUGCGGACCACUGGACCCAGCAACGGCAAGCAACUGGACACGAUGACCGGGACAGCGAGCCUGAAAAAGGACCAGUCAUCAGGCUUGACAAAUGGACCCAAACCAAGGGUUCACACCAUUCUGCCCGUGGGUUCUAGCAUUCAUAUUGACACUGAGAUCAACACAUCCCGAACAAGUUCAAACCUAUCAGCCCAUGAUCAGCAUGGGCGAACCAGCUCGGGAACCCCGAUUCCACUUGUCUCUCGACCACCGAUCCAUCCCAACAAUGACUGUCGAGUUUUCAAGAGUCGCCGACAGAACCGAAAUGAGGCUCUUCUAGCAAAACAGCAUUCGUUCACGGGUAAAUCGGUCUGUAAACAGCCCACUGAGGAGAGGCUUUUCGAGCUUCUAAUCGGGAAAAUCAGGCAGCGUGAAGAGAAAGAAGCUGCAACUGUCGAGCUCCAGCGUCAGCUGGAAGAACAGAACCUUAGUUUGAAGGACGAGAAUCAAAGAUUGAAGCAUCGACAGGAAGCAGACAAUGAGAAAUUGCUGAAAACGGUUUCAGAGUCAAAUGAUUUCCGGUCCCAGAUGGACCACUGGAAAGAAAAGCUUCGCAGGUUCAAGCAGGUGGUCAACGAAUUGGGUUCCGAACACAACACUCUUCGAGAUGAAGCGAACAAAUUCAAAGUCAUAACUGCAUCGCUUGAAAAAGAAAAAUCUGAUCUUUUGCACGCCAUCCACGAUAUUCGGAUUGAAAUCUCACGCGCAGAGGACAUGAUUGACAAACAGAAAGCCCAAAUGUCAGAAAGUGAAGCACGUUUCUCCGUUCUCCAACAAACCCUGAAAGCUUCGGAGGAAAUGGCUGAAAGUGUCAAAGUGGAGUUGGCCAGCGAGAAAAACCGAUCUGUCAUCCUAGAAUCGUACAUACAGAACUAUGCUCGAACUCAGACCCGGCAGUUACUUCUGAUCAGAGAGGAUCAACGCAAAUUGAUCGAGAGUUUCAAUUCAGGAAUCCAGUCCCAAUCUGAGGAGUCAACCAGCACUAAGGAUGCACUCCUUUCGGAAGUCAGAAUAUGCGCCGACCGACUCUGCACCUCAGUUGAUACCUUGAGCGACAAAUGCACCACGGAGAGAAUGGAGAUCCAGGAUUUUACAAAUACGGUUCACGAUGCAGUUUCUCGGUUGGACACCAUGUCCACCCGUUUCAUUACGAGUGUCGAUACAAGCACUGCAAUCAAUACUAGCGUCUCUGACAAGGUCCAAGGAAAAUUGCAAUUGAUCGAACAACAUCUCGGUUCCGAUUCAACCCUGUUUAAACAGCUUGGUAAGUGCGAGAGCUCCUCUGAAAAUCUGAGGGAUAAUAUCACGGCUAUCGAGCCGACACUGCGCACUCUCGAUAGCUCUGUCCGGUCUUUGACGAACACCGAAAGUAUCCUACUCGAUGGUCUCAGUGGCUUUUGCGAGAAGCUAGCCGAGGCUCAGAUUCAGCCAGCUAGCCUGGGGUUGGAAUUGGAGCUGUCGAACAAGUUUGCCGAGAAUACCGCACUGCAGCUUCGACUUCAGGCGUUGUCACUAGAGGCCGAAUCUCUCCAGCAGCGACUUGGUGAAACCGAGGCGCAAGUCUACACACUCAACCAGUCAUUAACAGAAGCGACGGCAGAGCGCCAGAAACUCGAAGAUCACAGCCACAUAGUUGAAACCGAAAAACUGGCCAUGCAGGGUGAAUUCGCCUUGGGUGAACAAAAGAUUCGACAAGAACUCGACAAGGAGAAGACAAUUGCGACUGAUGAGAUUAGACACGAAUACGAACAAAAACUUCAAACACUUCAGAGAGAAAAGGAGGACCUUGAGAAUGGAUCUGAAGAGGUCCUUGCCCAGCUCGGAGGCGUUCGGGACUCGUUGGUUGAAGCCAAAAGAAUAGUUGACGAACAGCGCAGGGACCGUGAGGCUUUGGCUGAGGAGACUGAGCAGCAGAUUCAAGAGCUCACCGCAUGCUACUCCGAGGCUAUGGCGAGGCUGGAUUCCCAGGCAAUGCAAAUUGAGCAGUAUCAGGUGGUGGAAACCGCAUCCGCCAUCGAGAAAAGUGAUCUUCGGGAGCAACUCAAACAGGCUCAAGAAAAGAAUCAAGAACUUGAGCGCACAUUAACAUUAACAGCCGGAACAACGGACCGGCAAGAACCGUCUGCCAGUAAUAUCGUCCCAUUCGCAACUUUCGGGAACAGAAUGUCACCGGAGAUAGAUCAACAGCCGUACGAUGAUCCAGCUGACUUUGCAAUGCUUUUCAUUACAGAUGAAUCGGCCGCGUCAUCACCCUGUGGAAAAAGCACCAAGCCACUCCCAAGCAAUACUGAACACACUAUAGCAAAAAAAGACUUGCCACGACCAAUGAAGGAAGACAAAGGCAUCUUCGACAUUCCGGGAAAUACAGACCAACCCCAAUUCACCAGGAAGCGAAAGGCCGUCAAUUUCGACGCGGUGCCUUCCAGAAACAAUUCCAAGACAACCGUCGGAAAAAAUUCGGGCUCGAUGCAGGCCCAAGGAGGCUUGGAGGAUCAGCCCAACAAAUCAUCAAAGCACGUUCACAAGUUCACUUACAGUCGCGUCCACACAACAUCUACCCAGAUUCAACAGGAGGAAUCCACAGGCCCCGCACGCCUUGCCAUCACUGAGCGGCGGACUAGUCCGAAGGGCCUUGUUUCUGCUAGCAGUGGAAAUCAUCCAGCUAGCAAGCCUAACACCCGCAGUCGUGGCAGACGCCGUUCACGAGGCGAACGCUACGAUGCUCGUUUCAGUCAGGAAGACUGA